CUUCCUCCGGUGAGCUUGACAGCUGUUAGCAGGCAGGGUCGAUUCAAAGAGAGCGAGGGACUGUCUGUGGAGCAUCCCACUGGGUGCACGGCGUGUCAUGGACGCAGUGAAGGAGGGUCACAAGAGCCCCCUGAGCUCGGGAAAAAUGGUGGCUCUGGCUGCGGGGCUCUCCGUCGGGGCCACAUUGGGCUACAUCGUCUAUCGCCAUAUAAGCAGCACCAACAAUAGUCCGGGCCCCAACACUGAGGUGUCCAAGAUGACACUUCCAGUAGAAGUUUAUAGGAACAUAUCAAGAUACCAAGCUAAGUUUCUGGACAUGGUUACUCAGAAGUCUGGAGCUCAUGUGAGGGUUCUGUCAGAUUCAGGGGAGCCUGGCAGCAAGACGUCCGUAUGUUUCCUGCUGCAGGGCUCUAAGGAGCAGGUCUUGCUGGCCCACUGUGUCCUGGAGAACCUGGUCACUGACUGUGAACCAGUGACCGAGGCUUUGGAGGUUCCUCAGACCGCCUUUGGACGUAUAAUAGGUCGUGGUGGAGAGAGUUUGAAACUGAUCACCAGGACCACAGGGGCCAGAGUGGCUUGUUCUAAAGAGAAGACUCAUGGUCCUGGGGCCAAGGGCAGCGUGACAAUCACUGGGACCAGACAGGAGGUGGAACAAGCCAAAGAGCUGAUUCUAGAAAAAGUCAAAGAGGACAUGAUGGUGAGGACGAAGAUCUCACAGUCAUCUGCCCUGCGUCAGAAACGUGGCCACACUGCAGUUAAUCAGAAGCCAGACAGCACAGAGACUGAAGCACCCUUGGGCCUGAACAACAACGGCCCCCACCCCCAGACAGAAAAGAACGGGCUCAUCCAUGCCAACGGGACCACACGAGAACCAGAAACUAUUUUUGACAAGAUCGAGGAUCUGAAAAUCACCAUCACAGACAACACCAAGGAGGAGGAGGAGGAGGAGAGCGUCUCCAUAGACUCUCUCUCUGAAAUCUCCAAGUUUGAAAUUCCCAGCCCAGACCUGAGCUUCCAGCCUGAUGAACAUCUAGAGGUCUAUGUUUCUGCAUCGGAGAACCCAAACCACUUCUGGAUCCAGAUCCUGGGGGUUCGCUCCCUUCAGCUGGACAAACUGACAGAGGAGAUGAAACGCUUCUACAACAGUUGCAACCCCACUGAGCACAGGGUGGAGACUAUCGUGGUGGGGGACAUUGUGGCUGCUCCCUACAAAGACCACGGCACAUGGAACAGGGCCAGGGUGCUGGGUGUCCUGGCCUCUGGACUGGUGGACCUUUACUACGUUGACUUUGGGGACAACGGGGAGCUACCCAGAGACAGCCUCUGUCGUAUGAGGAGCGACUUCCUCAGCCUGCCAUUCCAAGCUAUUGAGUGCAACUUAGCAGGAGUGAGGCCAAAAGGAGAGGUGUGGACUGAGGAGGCCCUGGAUCAGUUUGAGCAGCUGACAUAUUGUGCCUGCUGGAGACCCCUGCAGGCCAAACUCUGCAGCUACUCUCACUCUGAGAUCUCCUCCUGGCCCAGUGUCAAGCUCUAUGACAACAGCGAGGGCAAGACUGUAGAUAUCGGUGAUGAGCUCAUACGGCUGGGCCAUGCGGUCAGCUUCCAGGAGGCAGUGAAUGGGAGGACUGAGGGGGACAAUCUGGGCUGUCUCCAGAGGAUGCUGAAUGACGUGAUAGGAGCAUCAUCAGAGCUGAGUCUCUCCUGUAUCAGCUUAUCAGAAGCUGCUUCAAUCUCAGGAAGCGUUGACGAUGUCAUAGAAGAUGAUCUGCUCUGAGACCAAAGACGUACAUACAUAUCAAGCACUGACUGUCCACUCCUCAGAGAAGGAGACGUUUCCUCGUCUGACCCAAACUCAACCGCAUAAAUCCUCAUCGUGACGCCUUACCGACAGUUCUUUCCGCCAUAUUCACUUACUUGUUCGGUACGAUUCAUAUGUUUUGCCUUCAUGCUGUUCUGUUGCACCAAAUGCUGCUUUGCUCAUGUGUGUCGUUACUAUAUUUUGUGUUGAAGAAAUUAAGUGAGGAACAAAAACAGAAAGCCAGUAUUAUUUUUGAAAAGCACUGUGAUGAGUUACUGGAAUUAGAAGGCAGCUGGUCAGCUAAUACUGUCUAUUUUUUUCUCUACUUGUAUGUAUAUUAAGAUUUAUUGGCCUGAAUAUUAGGCUUCACAAGUUAUUAUAUUUUGGAAAAGAAACCAUACAGUAUUAUUGAAUGUGGUCCGCAAAUUGUGUUCAGUAUAAAAACGUGGCAUCUACUGUAUCAUUAACUAUGGACAGAGAAAAGUUGUAGUUUGUCUUCAGAGGUGUAGUAGACUGCACUAUAUAUAAUAAAGGAUUUAUUUUAUGUCA
This is a messenger RNA of Plectropomus leopardus (leopard coralgrouper), 2347 nucleotides long. It is a transcript of the gene tdrkh, whose product is annotated as tudor and KH domain containing. Gene Ontology annotation, cellular component: P granule. Gene Ontology annotation, molecular function: RNA binding. The record is from RefSeq and is a predicted model, not a curated record. Lineage: Eukaryota; Metazoa; Chordata; Actinopteri; Perciformes; Serranidae. Gene Ontology annotation, biological process: spermatogenesis; P granule organization; piRNA processing.